UUUAUUUAUUCAGAUUAUAAAACAAGCUACUAUUAACAUGACCCAAGAUAGCGAACACAAUCCGAUUGUGGUUGGAUUAGAUGAAUUACAAAAUGGAAUUGAUUAUGACAUAUUACAAAAAGCAUUUGGUCCCGACUCACUAGGAAUUAUUUUAGUAAAAGAUUUACCCCAGCAUUUUCAUAAGUUGAGAUUAGAAGUUUUACAGAGUGCUUCUGUAUUGGCUAAUUUACCUGAGGAAGAUCUAAAUAUUUUAGAAUCAGAGGAAUCCAUAUGGUUAACUGGUUGGUCAUGUGGAAAGGAGAAAUUAGCAUCUAGUGGUAAACCAGAUUUUAAUAAAGGAUCAUUUUAUGUUAAUUGUGCAUUUCAUAAUGAUUCCUCAUUAGAGGGCCCAUUACCAGAAUUAGUGGAAAGAUUUCAAGAUUAUAAGGCAUAUACAACUCCAAAUCUAUGGCCUAAAGCGAAUGCAGGGUUGGAAUCAUUUGAAAGUAAUUUAAAAGAGCUUUGUAACUUUAUAAUUGAUGUUGCUGGGUCAGUAGCAGCCAAUUGUGAUAAAUACAUCAAACUGGUUUAUGAGAGCUAUUCAAGUGAUUUUUUACAAAGAGUAGUGAGAGAUUCAACGUGUACUAAAGCUAGACUAUUGCAUUAUUUCCCAUCAAAACAAGCUCAAUCUAAUUCAAUUAAAGGAGAAGAUGAUUGGUGUGGAGAACAUCUAGAUCAUUCAUGUUUGACUGGCCUAACAUCUGCAUUGUUUAUUGAUGAAUCUAAGGGUCUCACAUAUAACUUAGAUAAAUCUCCUGAUGAAUUACUGGGAUUAUAUAUUCGUGAUAGAAAUAAUAAUGUUGUUAAAGUCAAUAUUCCUCCCGAUUGUCUUGCAUUUCAAAGUGGAUCAACAUUACAAGAAGUUUCUAAAGGUGGAUUUAAGGCAGUUCCUCAUUAUGUUAAAGGAACUUCUUUACCUAGUAUAGCCAGGAAUACAUUGGCUGUGUUUUGCCAACCGGAUUUGGAUGAACCAGUCAAUGAAAAUGAGAAUUUUGCUGAAUAUUCAAAUAGAAUUCUUAAAGGAAACCAUUAGUUAGAUUUAUUACUUAUAUAUUAUUAUUUAUUACUUAUAUAUUAUUUUAUUAAUGUACAAUUUAACGUAGUACAA
Molecule: messenger RNA, 1147 nt
Organism: Scheffersomyces amazonensis
Lineage: Eukaryota; Fungi; Ascomycota; Pichiomycetes; Serinales; Debaryomycetaceae
Exons: 1
Coding region: 38-1072 (344 amino acids)
Source: RefSeq, a predicted model, not a curated record